This is a messenger RNA of Amphibalanus amphitrite, 3930 nucleotides long. RefSeq lists its product as uncharacterized. The coding region runs from base 10 to 2919 and encodes 969 amino acids. Gene Ontology annotation, molecular function: GTP binding; GTPase activity. The transcript has 2 exons. Lineage: Eukaryota; Metazoa; Arthropoda; Thecostraca; Balanomorpha; Balanidae. The record is from RefSeq and is a predicted model, not a curated record.
AGUUGCAGGAUGUCGUUCAGCGGAGAGACCGCCGCUGGGCCGGAGGCGGCCGGCGAGAAACAGAAUAUUGCAAGACAGUUCCUGUACGUGGACGACACCGGACCGGAGAGAAAGCUGCAACUGAAGGAGGAAGUCCUCCAGGCCUUCCUAGAAAGUGAUGACGUCUCCGACAAGCCUGUGGCGGUGAUUUCGGUGGCCGGAGCAUUCCGAACGGGCAAGUCGUUCCUGUUGAACGAGAUGUCCAGAUAUCUGACAGCCGAGAACAAAGGGCAAUGGCGUGACGUGAAAAAGGGGAGCUUCACAUGGAAAAAUGGAGCAAAGUCUCAUACCAAUGGCAUGUUCAUAUCGCCUCCAAUCAAAAUCACUUUGGAUUCCGGAGAAGAGGCUGUCCUCUUCCUUCUAGACACGCAGGGGCUGUUCGAUGAGGAUUCGAACAUGUCUGACGCGACCAAAAUAUUCGCUCUGAGCACCCUCCUCAGCUCAAUGCAGGUGUUCAACCUUCAGGGCAACUUGAAGAGCGAUGACCUGGAUCACCUACAGCUCUUCGCCGAGAUCGGUCGCAUGGCCAGAGAUCGCUCUAACAGAACGGCCUUCCAGAACCUGCUCUUCCUGAUUCGCGAUUGGGAUCACCCAGAUACACAUCCGUUCGGGAAACAGGGAGGCGAUGCUUUGGUCCAAACACGUAUGGGAAGUGGCAAGAAGGACCCCAAUCAGAGACGACAGCACAUUGAAACAUGCUUUGCAAAAAUCGGUGGGUUUCUCAUGCCCUACCCGGGAAGUACAGUCGCCCGGGGUUCGACCUUUUCUGACGACGAAAUGGGUAAAGAGUUUUCGGAUGCGCUGGACAAGCUGCUGACCUUACUGCUCUCUCCAGACAAGAUCCCAUUGAAGAUGAACGGCAACCGCCCAGUGACGUGCGGAGAGCUGGCAACUCUCAUCAGGAUGUACUCGGAGCUUUUCCAAAGCGACAAGCUCCCGGAACCAAAGAGCAUUCUCCAGAUCGUCGCCGAGGCGUGCAACACCGCAGCCGUCGAUGCUGAGCUCAGCAAGUACGUGACGAAAAUGAACAAACUACUGGCCGAAGACGCUCCGCCGCUAACAGAAAAAAUUUUCGAGCAAAAGCACAGCGAGGAAAAGUUGGCAGCAGUCGAAGGUCUGAAAAACAGGGACACCGUUCCAGAUUCCACAAAGUCUGAAGUUCAUUAUUGCUCACUGCUCGCUUACAAGAUAGAAGAAUGGCUAGAAACGGCGCGAAACAAGUUCACAGCAAGGUGCGCAAACGACAGAGAAAAGGCAAGGAAGGCGAAUGAAAAUGUGGUGAAAGAGUGCAUGGAGACAUUCGACGCAUCGAUGCGUAACUUGGAGAGUGACAUGCCUGUUGGGGAAGAGAAGAUCAGAGAAGCCUACUACGAAGCAGGAAAGGUCGCGGUAGAUCGCUUCACACGGGACAUGAUAUCUCUGGGAUCGUACGUACCAACAGACUGCAAACACAAUCUGGAAACGAGUUUGAAGGAAAGGCUCGACCAAAUGUUGGCAAGAGACGAGGACUUGUCGAACACAAAGGAAGUGGAAAGACAGUUCCUUAGGUACAAAGCUCAAAUGGAAGAUCUUCUAGCUGACGGUGCCCCGAGUCUGGACAAUGGCAUGGUUGAAGGCCAUCACGGCAAGGAACUACGCUUGGCUCUGUCAGCCUUGCAACCACUGAUUAGCAUGAAACAUUCAACUAACUCCGAAGACCACUACUCUGGACGCCUUGAGAGCAAGAUACUUAACUGGUUCCAAGAAUCACAAGAACUGUUCCACGAAAAGUGCACAGCAGACAAAAUGAGAGCGGAUGAGGUGAACUGUGCACUUGCGACAGAGUGCUUGGCGUCAUUCAAACACGCACUUACUGCUAUAGAAAGAGACCAGGCUGCCAACAAAACGAAGAUGCAGGAAGCAAUGGAGGUAGCUGAGCGGAACGCCAUGCAGUGUUUCGAACGUGAAGUGGUUACCUUUGGGUCGUACGAUGCUGAUGAAGGUCGUCAGAAGCUGCACGAGAACAUUCGGACAUGUAGCCAGGAUCUUCUGACAAGACAGGAAGAGAUGUCGAACUCGGCGUUAGUGAGGGACCUUUUAGAGGAGUACAGCAUGGAAAUGCUGGAGCUCCUAGCUGAUGACGGCUCACUUAUUUGUGGUGACCUUGUCAUCAGCACUCACUCACAGGCGAAAACACAUGCGAUUGAUGUACUCGAAAGCAAGCUCAGCUUGCAGCAUUCCACCAAGCCAGCAAGUGAGUACUGGCGUCUGCUGUAUAACCAAAUAGAUGAAUGGUUCAGCAAAUCCCAAAAAGAGUUCGAAGACAAAUGUGAAAAGCAAAACGUGAAUAUGGCUGUCAAAAGCCUUGAGGAUUUUUUCGAGAAUUUCCAGAAGAAACUGCCAACGGUGGACUCUUGGAUGUAUCUCAGAAGUCGCGAUUCAGAAAAGCAGAUUGUGCUGAGAGACUAUACUGAGCAUGCUGCGUCUUUCGGAUCCUACAGUGCAGAGGGCCUGACAAAUCGACUCGACCAGGUACUGGACCAAGUAGCGGGUCCGAUGAUCGACAUAGAGAAGGCGCGUCGGAAUGCUAUGGCAAUAUGGCGUGGUGUGAACUUUGUUACAGGAGUCGUCUUCACAGCAAUGGUCCUGUCUGGACCUGUUGGUUGGACAGCUGCCGGAACUUACGGAGUCGGAGGGGCAGUUGUAGCUGCAGGUGAAGGGUUAGUAACAUUGGGUGUUGGUGUCUUUGCAGCCAAUUUGACAAAGGAAAUCAUAGCUAAGAGUGGCACACCGCAGGAGGCCAGGAGGAAGUUAUUUUUUAUCUUAAUGGAAAGGAGAGAGGGUUACGAAAAGUUUGACGGAGAAAACAUCAAAACGAUCCUCAAGUUCACCUUUGAAUAACUAUUCUAUUUGUCCCAACCAUCAAAUCUAGUCUGCGCCGUAGCUGAUUUUACUCUGGCUAGCUCCGGCAUUUGCUCCGGCCAAAGUACGGGCAAAGUCUGGGACUCUACUGGAGCUGACACACGAUCCCAGAGCUCGCCCGAACCACAGCCGGAAUUAAGCCGUAUCAGCCGUGCCGUACCUCAACCGUACUUCAGCCACAGUAAGCCAGAGCAGCUACGAGGCAGCCGGUCCUGGCCGUAGGAAGCCGGACUUGAGCCGUGGCAGGGAGCCGGACUUGGGCUAGGCUUGACGGUCCGAAACCAUACCAACUCGGGAGCGCUACGGCAAAGGCUGUCGAACCGGAAUGGAGCCAUAUGGACCCAAACCCCGGCCCUGACGGCGUUCCGUUUACACCGGCCCAAAUCUGGCAUGUCGGCGUUGCUGGGAAAAACGGACUUGAGCCAAACCAAAUUGCUGGCUAGGAAAGGUUCCAAACUGGCAGCCAAAUGAUCGGCAGCUGCAAACCCCGCAGUCGGAUUUCCGACGGCUUUCUAAAAGCCAAGCCAUAUGUUAUCUGUAGUUGCUUGUAGUUGCCUGAAUUGAUUAUUUCCUUUGACCAUGUGUGACGCUGAUAUCGUGUGCGUAGCGCGCUCCUGAUAGGCAGUUGUGUCCUGGUGUCUGUCGACGACCAUCUAGAUAAAAUUGGUAUUGUUUGAAUUAUCAUCCGCACCGCUUUCCCGGGUUACCGUCCGGAGACACCUGUAUCGUGGAGUGCAGUGUAGUGCGUCACAGGGUGCAGUGGGUUGCUUCUGGUGAGCCAUCAGCUGCCGUUCACAAUAACAGGUUAGAAAUACUGAGGUUACGCUGGGGACUUACGCGAUUGGUACGUAAAUGUGACGCUUCGUGAUUCUAUGGCAUUGAUGGCAAUCCAAUGCGUAUCAUGUGAUUUUGUGGAAUACACGCAGCAGAAAAUGUACGGAAAAUGUUCCCGGCAUGAUGGUGCAGAAAAUAUACAACGAUGGCUAAUCA